GAAAGCGUCUGAGACAGCGGCGGCUCUCGGGGCUGAGACCGGAAGCCCCUCCCGACUGGCCCGCAGCCAGUCAGCGCUAGGCCUGUUCGAACGUGACCUUGUUUUGGCGUUGCUAGGAGACCCGGCUCCCGCACGCCCCCCACUGGCUGGCUAGCGCUGGAAGGGGGCGGGGCCGUGGCAGGCGCCGGUAGCGGUCGGCCGAGCACCGUUAGGGCAGCCCCGAGCCCGGCGCCCGGCCAGACCCUUGGAAGAGGUGUCUCGUCCCCUGCCACCGCCCAGGCCUCGCUGGCGCCCUCCCGCUGGUAUCAGCGCGCUCCCGAGCGGCAGUGAGCCACGUUUGGGUCCGGACCAGGGAAGGACGUUAGUCAGCAGUCUGGUAGCUGGAUCCCCUAGGAAGAGAAGUUCUUAAGCAGUAAGAAGAAAGCCCUUCAAUUUGGAACACUUUGCAGCUGGAAAUGGGGAAUGGGCUGUCAGACCAGACUUCUAUCCUGUCCAGCCUGCCUUCAUUUCAGUCCUUCCACAUUGUCAUUCUGGGUUUGGACUCUGCUGGAAAGACAACUGUGUUAUACAGGCUGCAGUUCAAUGAAUUUGUAAAUACCGUACCUACCAAAGGAUUUAACACGGAAAAAAUUAAGGUAACGCUGGGAAAUUCUAAAACAGUCACUUUUCACUUCUGGGAUGUAGGUGGUCAGGAGAAAUUAAGGCCAUUGUGGAAGUCAUAUACCAGAUGCACAGAUGGCAUUGUGUUUGUUGUGGACUCUGUUGAUGUUGAAAGGAUGGAAGAAGCCAAAACUGAACUUCAUAAAAUAACUAGGAUAUCAGAAAAUCAAGGAGUCCCUGUGCUUAUAGUUGCUAACAAACAAGACCUGAGGAACUCGUUGUCUCUCUCAGAAAUUGAGAAAUUGUUAGCAAUGGGUGAACUGAGCUCAUCAACUCCCUGGCAUUUGCAGCCCACCUGUGCAAUCAUAGGCGAUGGACUGAAGGAAGGACUUGAGAAACUACAUGAUAUGAUAAUUAAAAGAAGAAAAAUGUUGCGGCAGCAGAAAAAGAAAAGAUGAAUAGUGAUAACCUUUUAGAUCUGUGUGGAGUAGGUUUUCUGUGGUCUGAUUUUGACAAAUGGAAGAGUGUCUACAGCCUGGUUUGCCUGCCUGCCCUCCUGGAUGCUGUUAAAGCUUUGUUUUGUUGAACAAUCAGAUGUCCAACUCUGUUGCCUUGUGGAAGAUGAGUAAAUGCAGUGCUUCUUAAAAUGGCCUCUUCUCCCUACCCCACAAAUCUUUUGGUACUACCAUUUUGGGAAGCCAAGCAAAGAUAGAAAAUUGACCAGAAAACAGCUGUGGAAAUUUGACCUGAAGUUACUGAAAUAAAACUUUGAAGAGUGUCUGCCUAGUGUUUUGUGCUUACAUCUUUUGGGGGGAAGCCUUUGCAAAGAAAUUGCAUGCAAGGCUUUGUAUGUUAUGCUAAUGAAUGGAAAUGUUAAGGUAGAUUAAUAUAUACAGUCAUACUGGUCACGUUGGUCCAACCAGUAAGGGACAAGGAGGCAGUGCUUGGUUUUUUAAGUUUGGCUGAAUGAAUUUUGACAUUUUCUGGAAUCAAAUACUGUAAUGCUAUAUCUUAAUUCUAGAUGAUGUUUAAGUUGGUCUAACUUAAAGUUUAAAAAGAGGUAUUUGGGGCAUAUUCAAGUGCAUGGAUUAGUUUUUCUGACAAAGCAUGUUUUGGUGUAUAGUCUUUUACUUUCUAGAGAUAGCUAUGCAUCUUUUUACAUGGUCAGGUUGAAAACACCUUUUUGGGGAUUUAGGGCUGUUUUAGAAAUAGUUUGUUGUCAGAGUCACUUUCAGUUAAAGAACCUAAAAUAAUUUACUUAACUCUUUUACAUAGUAGAUUUGGGCAUGUAGACUAAUCUUAAAUGCAUAUGCUUUGACAAAUGUAUGGAUUUAUGAAGAAAGCAAUUGAUGAAUUCAGUCAAGAGGGUGUAAUUACAAUACAUGGUCUCUAAAGUAUUCCAGUUGUAAAAUAUUUGUUUUAUUAUAUUUGCUGGCUGAACAUAGAUGUGUUUUUUCAUAUAUUUUUGUAGUGUUUUGAGAGAAGCAGAAGCUUUAUAACCAACACCUAAUGCACUGUGCAGUGAAAAUGUAAGAGAGGUUCUUAUGUGCUCUGAGCUUUAAUUUUUUGUUUACAAACCGAACAGUGUUAUGCAGGCAGUCUAGUCCUGAUUAUAAGGUAGGAAGAAAUGAUACAGUACUGCAGAUAAGAAUUACGAUUAUAGAAAAUGAAGGAGAAAGUAGCAAAGCUAUGUUUUGUGAAAAUUCACUGGUACUGUUUACUUUGGAAUCCAAAAAAAACCCUCUAAAUUAAAAGGAGGAAAAACCUUUACCUAAUUCUUAUGUACAGGUAAAGACUUGCUUCCUGUGAUCAUAUAUAGCAAAUCAACAUGAUUUCCAUGUGUUAAAGCCAACAUCUGUUUGUUUUGAAGAUAACCAAAAGAAAUGCACUUUGCUAGCAGGGUUUGGUUUGGGGUUUUUUUGUUUUUUUUAAAUGGAGUUUUUGGAAACUUGGUUCAUGUUCACACAAAAUGAAGUAGCUUCCUGUGGAGCCUUCACAUGUUAAAUGUACCUGCACUAGUGACAGUCAUUUAGAAUGUUUAUAUUCAUGGAAAUGUGGAUAACUACCAAUAAACUACUUGAGGCCCUA
Messenger RNA from Balaenoptera musculus (blue whale), 2688 nucleotides. RefSeq names its product ADP ribosylation factor like GTPase 4A (gene ARL4A). The coding region runs from base 456 to 1058 and encodes 200 amino acids. Gene Ontology annotation, cellular component: cytoplasm. Gene Ontology annotation, molecular function: GTPase activity; GTP binding. Gene Ontology annotation, biological process: intracellular protein transport; vesicle-mediated transport. NCBI's taxonomy places the organism in Eukaryota, Metazoa, Chordata, Mammalia, Artiodactyla, Balaenopteridae. The transcript has 2 exons. The record is from RefSeq and is a predicted model, not a curated record.